Messenger RNA from Branchiostoma belcheri (Belcher's lancelet), 369 nucleotides. RefSeq lists its product as uncharacterized. The transcript has 3 exons. The record is from RefSeq and is a predicted model, not a curated record. Bases 1 to 369 code for a protein of 122 amino acids. NCBI's taxonomy places the organism in Eukaryota, Metazoa, Chordata, Leptocardii, Amphioxiformes, Branchiostomatidae.
AUGUGGGAUUAUUCGUAUUUUAUAGUGCUGGGAGUGCUGCUGGUGAUCUGUGCCAUCGGAUGCUGUGUGAGCGCUCGUAGAGAGGCCCGGGAGGCCCAUGAGCACCAGCAGAGGGAGUGGGAGUCUAUAGCCGACAUGACCAUGAUCAGUUUCACACUGGCCCCAGAUGGCACCAUCCAGCCGAGCAUCCAUGUCGGUCCCAACCCCCCGGACUCGUCUCUCCCACCGUACAGCACCGCUAACGUCAGACCCACGGCACAGUACGGGUGUACACUCCCCAGCCCUGGGGAGUCUCUCCCCCCACCCCCACCAUACACCUCUCAGGAGCACCUUCUUACAGAGGAAGGGGGCAGGCAAGAUGACAGGUAA